AGUGUGCAUAACCCCUAUACUAGUUGUGUCCUUGCGCGCGCGCACAAUACAGAUGUAUAUACAGCUCGUGUUAUAAGUGCUAUCAGUUCGACUGCCGACACCGAGCCCUCAACUACUCAAUAUGAAGCUCCUUCUCAUCUCAACCCUCGUGGCGUUCGCUGCUGCCGACGUCUCCCACAUCCUGGCACCCGCCUCCAAGGAUGCUGCUGCCGUGAUCGUGCGCCAGGAGUUGGACGUGGGAGUUGAAGGCCAGUACCAGUGGGCUAUUGAGACUGACAACGGCAUCACAGCCAGCGAGAGCGGGGCGCUGAAGAAUGUUGGAGCCGAGACACCAGCUGAGGUAGUUCAGGGUGCAGCGGGCUGGACAUCCCCCGAGGGAGAGGUCAUCAGCCUACAGUAUGUCGCUGACGAAAACGGAUACCAGCCACAGGGCUCCCACCUCCCCACCCCUCCUCCCAUCCCGGAGGCCAUCCUCCGCGCUCUGCAGUACAUCAAGGACCAUCCCCCCAAGGUCGAGAACUAAGUAGAUAAUAUGUUAAAAUAAUGUAUCUACUAUAUAUCCCUCUUUUUAGUUAAAGAUGACACUUUGAUGUUACAGGCGGUACUUUUUAGUAUCAGAUGACAUGUUAUUUGUAAUAAAUGACCUGUUUUUAUAACAGAUGACAUGUUAUUUGUAAUAGAUGACACGUUAUUUGUAAGAGAUGACCUGUUAUUUGUUACAGAUGACCUGGUUUUGUAACAGAUGACCUGUUUUUAUAACAGAUGACAUGUUAUUUGUUACAGAUGACCUGUUUUUAUAUCAGAUGACAUGUUAUUUGUAAUAGAUGACCUGUUUUUAUAUCAGAUGACAUGUUAUUUGUAAUAGAUGACAUGUUAUUUGUAAUAGAUGACAUGUUUUUGUAAUAGACGACAUGUUAUUUGUAAUAGACGACAUAUUAUUUGUAAUAGAUGACAUGUUUUUCUAAUAGAUGGCACGUUAUUUGUAAUAGAUGACCUGUUUUUGUAUUAGAUGACACUUUUUUAGUCACAAUUGACAACUUUAAGUCAAUUUUUAUACUUAAGGGUGAGCUACACCAUCUAACUAAAACGUUACACAGACCAUAUUCAGUCGUGAAAUAGCUCAUUGGUCAAAUCGGCAAGUUGACAAUUGAAAAUGGUUUGGUUAUCGUUAUAGUUAAAUGGUGCAAUUCACCGUCAAUGCCGCGUAGUACAGAAUUUUAGUCAUAGAUGACAAUUUUAAGUUGAGGGUGACACAACUAUCAAUAUUGGUUAAAAAUGUAUGCGAAAGAUAUAUUUUCGCUAUCUCUUUCACACGCAAUUUAAUAGGAGAGACGUCACAAGUAUAUCUCUCUCCUUCUUUUUUUGAAAAACAAAAAGAAAGAGAAAGAUAGCAGAACUUAAAAGGGGGAUGUGUAAAUUAGAUAUAACUAGUUUAAGUUUAUAAAAAUACUCGUUUUUCUUAUAAUUAUUGUACUGUGAUAAGAAUAUUACGUUAUUGUAAUAAAAAUGUUUAAUAAA
Molecule: messenger RNA, 1518 nt
Organism: Helicoverpa armigera (cotton bollworm)
Lineage: Eukaryota; Metazoa; Arthropoda; Insecta; Lepidoptera; Noctuidae
Gene: CPR6
Product: larval cuticle protein LCP-17-like
Exons: 4
Coding region: 122-523 (133 amino acids)
Cellular component (GO): chitin-based extracellular matrix
Molecular function (GO): structural constituent of chitin-based larval cuticle
Source: RefSeq, a predicted model, not a curated record